Messenger RNA from Eimeria tenella, 1810 nucleotides. Its product is annotated as orotate phosphoribosyltransferase, putative. Gene Ontology annotation, molecular function: orotate phosphoribosyltransferase activity. Gene Ontology annotation, biological process: pyrimidine nucleotide biosynthetic process; 'de novo' pyrimidine nucleobase biosynthetic process; pyrimidine ribonucleoside biosynthetic process. Gene Ontology annotation, cellular component: cytoplasm. NCBI's taxonomy places the organism in Eukaryota, Apicomplexa, Conoidasida, Eucoccidiorida, Eimeriidae. The transcript is spliced from 4 exons. The record is from RefSeq and is a predicted model, not a curated record. The annotation marks the transcript as partial.
AAGGGCUCCUGGACCCCACCAGCCCCAGCUGCCCUCCAGCAGCAACCCCCCACAGCAGCAACAGCAGCAACAGCAGCAGCAACAGCAACAACAGCAGCAGCAACAACAACGGCAGCAACAAGAACAACAGCAGCAGCAACAAGCACAACAACAGCAACAACAACAGCAGCAGCAGCAAGAGCAGCAGCAGCCGGAACAGCAGCAGCAGCAGCAGCAGGCGCAGCAGCUGCAGCAAUCCCGAAAUGAGCGAGAGCACCAUCAGCAGCAGCAGCAGCAGCAGCGGGCUGUCCGCGGCUUCGCGGGAGCUGCUGCGGGUGCUGCACGGGCAGGGCGUUCUUCUGUUUGGCAACUUCACUUUGAAAAGCGGAAGGAAAUCUUUUUUCUUUUUUAAUUCCGGGAAAAUAAACGAUGGAAAGAGUUUGCGAGCAGCAGCAGAAGCACUGGCGAGCUGCCUAUACACCCGAAACCUGCGCUUCGACCUGCUCUUCGCGCCCGCCUACAAAGGCAUCCCGCUGGUGUGCUGCACCGCCGUGGCGCUUUCAUAUCUUUUUAAUUUAAAAGUUCCUUUUCUCUUCGACAGAAAAGAAGAAAAGCAACACGGAGAGGGAGGCGCCUUCAUUGGAGCCACCGAGCUGCUGCUGCAACACACCAGCAGCAGCAGCAGCAGCAGCAGCAGCAGCGGAGCCAUCGAAGCAGGCCAGACCGAGCCGCAGCAGCAGCAGCAGCAGCAGCAGCAGCAAAGGGAGGUUCGCGUGGUGUUGUUGGAUGAUGUUUUGACUUCUGGAACAGCUUUAAAAGCUUCCAUUAAAAAGAUAAAAAGUGCAGCAGCAAAUUGUUCUGUUGCUGCUGCUGUUGUGCUGCUGGACAGAGAAGAAGUGGCGGAGGGCAGCAGCAGCAGCAGCAGCAUUUCUGCUGCUGCAGCACUGGAGCAAGAGUUCAAAAUCCCAGUAAUAUCUCUUUUGAAGAUAAAUGAAUUGCUGCUGUUUUUAGAAGAAUUAAUUGCAGAAGAAAUAAAUCCAGAAAAGAAAAAAGAACUGCAGCAGCAGCUAACCCUCAUGCAGCAGCACAGGCAGCACCUGCAGUGUCAGCUGCAGCAGCAGCAGCACCCAGCAGCAGCAUCAGCAGCUGUUGCGGCAUCAGCAGCAGCUGCAGCACCAGCAGCUGUUGCGGCAGCAGCAGCUGCUGCAGCAUCUGCAGCAUCGGCAACUGAUGCGGCAGCAGCAGCAGCAUCACAUGCAACUGCUGCAUCAGGUGUAGCAGCAGCUGCAGCAUCAGCAGCAACCGCUGCAUCAGAUGCAGCAGCAACUGCAGCAUUAGCAGCUGCUGCGGCACCAGCAGCUGCAGCAGCUGCAGCCAGCGUUGCAGCAGCAACAGGUGUAGCCGUAGCAGUCAUAACAGCAGCAUCUACUACAGCAGCAGCAUCUACUACAGCAGCAACAGCAGCUGCAACAGCAACAGCAGCUGCAGCAGCAACAGCAGCUGCAGCAGCAACGGCAGCUGCAGCAGCAGCAUCUGCUACAGCAGCAACAGCGGCUGCAACAGCAACAGCUGCUGCAGCAGCAACAGCAGCUGCAGGACCAGCAGCAGCAAGCGUAGCACACUCUACUGCAGCGGUAACGACAGCUGCUGCAGCUGCAGCAGAAGCUGUAGCAGCGGCACCUGCUGCAGCAGCUGCAGCAGCAGCAUCUACCGCAGCAGCAACAGCAGCAGCAGUUGUAGCAGCAGCAGCAGCAGCUGUUGCAGCAGCUGCAGCAGCCACAUGGGGGUUUUGUUUGCAGCAACUGCUUCUGUCGAAAGUUUCGUCUUGUCA